Messenger RNA from Populus euphratica (Euphrates poplar), 1584 nucleotides. Its product is annotated as cytochrome P450 79B1-like. Gene Ontology annotation, molecular function: monooxygenase activity; iron ion binding; heme binding. The transcript is spliced from 2 exons. The record is from RefSeq and is a predicted model, not a curated record. The coding region runs from base 1 to 1584 and encodes 527 amino acids. NCBI's taxonomy places the organism in Eukaryota, Viridiplantae, Streptophyta, Magnoliopsida, Malpighiales, Salicaceae.
AUGGACUAUUUUCCAUCCACUAGUUCAUUCACAAUCUUAUUGAGCUUCCCAGUUCUUUUUCUCGUCUUAGCAAUCACUUUAUUUUCCUUUAUCCAAUCCCACAAGAAUGUCAAGCAAUACUCACUGCCUCCUGGUCCAAGAUCAUGGCCUAUUGUUGGAUGCCUCCCGACAAUGCUCCGAAACAAGCCAGUGUACCAAUGGAUACACAAUCUCAUGAAAGAAAUGAACACUGAAAUAGCUUGUAUCCGUCUAGGAAACAUCCAUGUGAUUCCUGUCACUUGUCCUAAUAUUGCUUGUGAAUUCUUGAAAGAACAAGAUGAUGUAUUUUCAUCUAGACCCAAAACCAUAUCCUCUUAUCUCGCAUCAAAUGGGUACCUAGCAACAGUUGUAUCACCAUUUGGAGAUCAGUGGAAGAAAAUGAAGACAGUCAUGGCAAAACAAGUGCUUUCUCCUACAAGACAUCAAUGGCUUCACAAAAAAAGAGUUGAAGAAGGCGAUAACCUCGUUCGUCUUGUUUAUAAACAAUGUCAGGAAUCUGAUCAAGAUGGCAUAGUGAAUUUGCGAUUCAUAUCACAACAUUAUUGUGCAAAUGUUAUUAGGAAGCUGAUGUUUAACAAAAGAUAUUUUGGAGUGGGAAUGGAGAAUGGUGGACCUGGUUUUGAAGAAGAGCAGCAUGUGGAUGCACUCUUCACUAUCCUCAGUCAUUUAUUUUCAUUUUGUGUCUCAGAUUUUCUGUCAUUCUUGACAUGGCUUGACCUAAACGGUCAUGAGAAGGUGAUGAAGGAGAAAGAUAGGAUCAUAAAAAAGUAUCAUGAUCCUAUAAUUGACAACAGGAUUCAACAAUGGAAGGAUGGCAAGAAGAAAGACAUUGAGGACUUGCUUGAUGUUUUAAUAACCUUAAAGGAUGACAAUGGCAAUCCUUUAUUGUCUAAGGAUGAGAUAAAAGCUCAAGUGGAAGACAUAAUCUUAGCAGCAGUGGACAAUCCAUCAAAUGCUUGUGAAUGGGCAUUUGCAGAGAUGUUAAACAACCCUAAGAUACUCGAAACAGCUGUUGAAGAAUUGGAUAGAGUGGUUGGGAAGCAACGAUUGGUCCAAGAAUCAGAUUUUGCACAACUCAAUUACGUCAAGGCCUGCGCUAGAGAAGCCUUUCGGCUGCAUCCUGUUGCACCAUUUAACGUUCCUCACGUAUCCAUGGCUGAUACAGUAGUUGCCAACCACUUCAUCCCAAAAGGUAGUUAUGUUAUUCUUAGCAGAUUAGGGCUCGGUCGAAACCCUAAAGUUUGGGACGAGCCACUAGAAUUCAAACCAGAGCGUCAUCUCACAGGAACAGGGAAUGUUGUGUUGGCUGAGAAUGGAUUAAGAUUCAUUUCAUUCAGCACAGGAAAGCGUGGGUGCAUGGCUGUGACCCUUGGGAGUUCGAUGACGAACAUGCUAUUCGCUAGGCUUCUUCAUGGUUUUAGUUGGAGUUUGCCAUCAAAUGAGUCCAGCAUUGACCUUUCCACCGCAAAAGAUAGCAUGGCUCUCGCUAAACCACUGCUUGCUGUUGCGAAACCACGCUUGCCUGCACAUUUGUACCCUAAAUAA